CGGUGUGUAAAGCAGACACACAUACACACACACUUUCGUGUUAUGUAGUGUGUCUGGAAGGCAUAAUUGACACCAUGGCUGUGAAGAAGCAACACUUACGGGUCUUCUGGAGCGGAAGAGGCGACUGUUUCAUGUGAUUUUUCUCCCCUGAGACAUCACGUAACUGAAGAAAAGCUCAUAGAACUGUUGACGUUUCCGCAGACGGCGGUUGUUGUUGUUGUCGGCGGUAUUAUAGCAUUGUUAGCAAGCUAGCUGCUAAGCUAACAGGUCCCUUCUGCUAAGCCUGUUGUUGUCAGCGGUUGGUUAGCAUCGUUAACAGCUAAGCUAAGCAGGUCCCCCUCUGCUCAGCUUGGCCGGGUUUGGACGGUGGGAGCCCGGGCUGGUGGGUGAUGUUGUCCGUGCUCUCGUACGGUAGAUUGGUAGCCAGAGCUGUCAUCGGCGGACUCUCUCAAACCGACGGCCGUGACUACAGCCUGGUGACAGCGAGCUGCGGCUUCGGGAAGGACUUUCGGAAAGGCAUCCUAAAGAAAGGGAUGUGCUAUGGGGACGACGCGUGCUUCAUCGCCCGACACAGAUCCGCCGAUGUUCUGGGUGUAGCAGACGGAGUAGGUGGCUGGCGGGACUACGGAGUGGACCCGUCUCAGUUCUCCGGGACGCUGAUGAAGACGUGUGAGCGGCUGGUGAAGGAGGGACGCUUUGUCCCUAGUAACCCAGUGGGAGUCCUCACCAGCAGCUACUACGAGCUGCUGCAGAACAAAGUGCCGCUGCUGGGCAGCAGCACGGCCUGCAUCGUGGUGCUGGACCGGCGGAGCCACCGGCUGCACACGGCAAACCUCGGGGACUCUGGGUUCCUGGUGGUCCGGGAGGGGGAGGUGGUGCAUCGCUCCGACGAGCAGCAGCACUACUUCAACACGCCCUUCCAGCUGUCCAUCGCCCCCCCGGGGGCUGAGGGGGCCGUCCUAAGUGACAGCCCGGAGGCGGCGGACAGCUCCUCCUUUGACGUGCAGCUCGGCGACAUCAUCCUCACGGCCAGCGACGGGCUCUUCGACAACAUGCCCGACUACAUGAUCCUGCAGGAGCUCAAGAAACUCAAGAACACGAACAUAGAGAGCGUGCAGCAGACGGCGCGCAGCAUCGCAGAGCAGGCCCACGUCCUGGCGUACGACCCCAACUACAUGUCGCCUUUCGCUCAGUUCGCCUGCGACAACGGCCUCAACGUGAGAGGGGGAAAGCCUGAUGACAUCACAGUGCUGCUCUCUAUAGUGGCAGAAUACACCGACUAGAGUCUGCAGCUGAUGGACUGCUUUGAAUCCUGCUGGCCAGGAUGAAGGAUAGACUCUUCCCAGCAUGCACUGGCUCUCCAGCUGACCCCCCCCAAAAAAGACUCCUGUAGGCCCUCUUCUCCAGAGAGACGCUGGAUAACAGAGGGGGGGGCUGGAAGGCCCGGACUCGUGCUCUGGGACCGGCUGGAGUGAUCCUAUUUCUGAGGAUCAGCAGGCGAGGAUGAAUGGUCUCUGAUGGAGGUUUGUGGGAGGAGCUUCAGAUGUAGGCGGACAGCACGCUGUUAAAGGUGCUCCAUGUCAGUAGAGAUCUGCUCAGGAGGCGGCAUUAGGAAGGGAUGCACCGGUUGGGAAAUUAUGAGCUAAAAUCAACGUUUUUGACUGUAUUUUUACCCUUUUUGUGCCACGGAAACUAAAAACAUAACACAACGUUAAUCAUAAAACAGCCCCUCAUUAUCUUUGACUGCCAACAACAUAAACUAUCAUUUAUGGCAUAGCCUUCAUUUACUUGAAUAAUUUAAUUUUCCUCUCCUCAUUUUUGGAUAAUAAGUGCUUUUUAAGCUGCUAAAAACUCCCUAUAAAUGUCCCCCUCUCUGCUGCAGAGGGUGGAUAACAGAGGACAUUAUUUCUCUAAUAUCAGUGUUGCAUUCACGCACACAGCCGCCAUGUUUUCCCGUUUUAAUUGUAACUAAAAGAGUCCUAGAUACACCUAAUGAAUGACAUAACACUUCAUUUUGACGGGAUGAAAUGAAUGCAACGCAGCAGAUAAACAUCGGCUCAUGACCUGGGCAAACAUCAGCAAAUAUUAACGGCAGUUACAAGGAGAAUAUCGGCCAAUAAAUCGGUGCAUCCCUGAUUUUAGGGCUCAAUAAAUGCUGCCUCUAGUUAAUCCUAAGUAUACAAUGGUAGAUAAAAAGGUGCAGGGAGCGUAUGUUAGAGUAGGGGAUGACCGUGUGCUGUUCUGGGAUGUUUUGGAUAGAGCAUAUGUCACAUUUCUACAUCUGCCAGGGUAUCCAAUAAGACUUCAUGAAGACGAGCAGCAGCUGUGCUUCAGUUUUACUUCAUGUUUAAACGAGGAUUUUAUAUUCAGAAAGUCUGACGCCCUCCCUUUACGGUCACGGCUGCUGCUGACGUCUGGAUGGUGACCACAUGAUGUUUCUGUGAAUAUGAAGUGGAUCUCUACUUCUCCACUGGGCUGAAUUUGGCCUUAGAAACGCACAAAGCUUCAGAGGCAUAUCUGAAAAAGCUCAACACACCUGGUCGGGUGACUGAACGUGUUUUUUGUAUUCUCUGUUCAGUGGGAUUUAAUGAUUUGGACUGAUCUCAGCGUCAGUAGCUUCUUCUUCUGUAGAGCUCUAACGACACAUCCUGCAGGUUUCAUGUGAAAAAGGGUCUUUGUGUUUCCGUUACAUCAUCACAGAUUUAUACAGUAGAGGAUUAGAGCCACAGAGGAAAUGCGGGUUUUGAGUCUCUUCAGAAUUCUGACUUUUUCCCAUAAUUCAGAAAUUGAACACGGGGCUUUAAACCUAAAUUAUGACUCGACUCAAAAAGUGCCAUUUAUUCCGUAGAAUCUGGACUAACAUCUAAAUUCAUGGUUUAAAUUCAGAUUAUCUUUCUUUUAAACUCAAUUUCAGACUUAAAACGCAGAAUGCAGACCUUCCACUUUUCUUACAUUUCCCAAGUUCUGACUUCAUUCCUAUGAUUUGGACUUUAAAACUCAGAAUUGGGACUUUAUUCUUAGAACUUGGACAUAACAAGUUAGAAUUUCAAUUGUUAAACUCACUUAAAAUCUGAAUUUGACUUAAAACUCAAAAUCCAGACUUUGUUCUUAAAAUUCAGACUUUAAACUCAGAAUCUGGACUUUAGAUUUUGCAUUCUAUUCAGAGAAUUUGGACUUUAUUUCCCCAAAUCUGACUUAAAACUCAGAAUUUUGGACUUUAGAUUUUCUAUUCUGAAUGUUUUAACUCAAAUUAAAUGUGGACAUUUGACCCUAAUCCUUUCCUAUAGAUUUGCACCCGGCUUUUACCACAACUCCCAUCCACAGUCGAAAUACUUCUUAGUAAAACCCCUGUUUUGUUAUAACGACGUGCCUUGUUUCAGGCGUGUUGAUCCUGGCACACGUCCAUAAGUCCUUGCAGCCCGACUGUGUGCCAGGAGCAGGAAGCGUGAAACUGUUAAGGAGCUGUAGACAUAUUUCCCAUCAUGCCCUGCUGUCUUAACAACAGAUUUAAGACAAUAUAUUCAACCUUUUUCUCCUGAAAUCUGCUUCCUCUAUAACUCUGGAGGAGCUUAGGAAUAGUGAUAAAGCCAUCAGACGUUUAGAGAACCCUCCCUGUGGAUCUCCAGAUCUGUUUACGAUCCGUUUCCUACUUUACAAACUCCCACUGAAGAGUCGUUUUGAGGGCUGAUGGGCGCGGAAGAGCAGUGAACGGGGAAAAUGUGAGCUUUUAAAAGGGUACCCUCAAUAUCUUUCUACCUGGACCCUGUUUGUUACUUAAAAUGGUUCAUUGAAUCUUUUCUUACGGGCCUAUAUUGAUAUUACAAGUGUCUGACAACAUAUCAACACGAUCCUACAGAGAAAUGUACACCUUUGUUUACUUCCACAUUAACAAGGGGUGGUAAUCUCACGUAGAAAGGUCUCAUUUACUCAAAGCUACACUUUCUGUACCCCGACACAACAAACAGUAACAACUCUCUCUCACGUUUACACCCUUUGAAUCACGCGACACCCUAAAAACAUAGUAAAAGGUAAAGGAAUGUCUCUGUAGUGUCCUCUGUAUUAUGCUGUCACACACUUACAGUAAGUAGGGGACGUUCAUUUACUCAAGUGCUGUUUUUAUGUACUUUACCUGAGUGUUUCCAUGUAAUACUCCUACUCCAAUACACUCAUUCCUUUAUUAAACUGCCUUUGACUGUACAUUUUAGUGAUAAAAACAGGAUCAUUUUAUAUUCUAGUUAUUUAAUGCUUUGAAAAGAGUCAUUGUGCAUUAAGUACUUUCAUACUUUAAGUUAAAUUAGCUCAAUGCUGCCUAAUUUAACUUGUAAUGGAGUAGUUUUGGACAAAAGUAUUUACUUGAGUAAAAGACCCGAGAACAUCUUCCACUUCUGAAAUUGAGCCGUUGUUAUUAUUUAGACUUUUUAUUUACUGAUUUAUACAUUUAUUUUGUUCAAAAUACAACACAAAAGUGUGAAUCCUGAAAUAUUUUUACUUUUGAUUUAACUUUGGGCUCUGCAAUAACAUAUGGUUGUUACAUCAGAGCAUUUAUAAGAAGUGAGUCAAACCUUUACUGUAAAACAACAACAACUGAAGUCUUGUUUAAACCUUAAUAAUUCAAAAAAAUAACAAGUGGUUCACCUGUUACAAAAGAGGCCCAAUCCAACUCAAACUACAGGAACACAGGGUCCAGGUGGAUGAACAGAUGUACCUCUUUACAUAUUUUAGGACUGAGGACAAUCUUAGCAGCCGGGUUUCUGUCAGCUGCCACUGCGCUUCCUGCCUGACGUCUCUCAAACCCUCUGUUACAAAGGAGCACGUGUCUGUAAAUAUUUCUGCGUGUGCAGUUCCAUGAAGCUCCGUUAAAAAGAACCUUUUCAGAUCUGUACAAUAUUUAAAUAAAGAGUCUAGUAUUUAUUA
This is a messenger RNA of Eleginops maclovinus (Patagonian blennie), 4914 nucleotides long. RefSeq names its product protein phosphatase targeting COQ7 a (gene pptc7a). Bases 390 to 1283 code for a protein of 297 amino acids. The transcript has 6 exons. Gene Ontology annotation, biological process: protein dephosphorylation. The record is from RefSeq and is a predicted model, not a curated record. Gene Ontology annotation, molecular function: protein serine/threonine phosphatase activity. Gene Ontology annotation, cellular component: mitochondrion. Lineage: Eukaryota; Metazoa; Chordata; Actinopteri; Perciformes; Eleginopidae.